AUGAAUCUAAUGGUUUCUUGGCAGCUGAUGCUUUUUCUCUGUGCCAUCUCCUUCAGGGAGACAUUAGAAAAGGUGGCGACCAUGGAGAAUCCUAGAUCCACAGACCAGAAGCUUGGGCCCCUGGCGCUCCCGCCUCCCUGGGAACGGAGCCAGCGGUGUGCGCCCCUGAAGAGCGCCACGGAGCCCGGGCGGCCAGUCCUGUGCGCGCCCGGCAGCCGCCUGAUCCCCGCCCCGCGGGGCGCGGCGCUGAUGCAGCGGGAGAAGGACCUAACCGCCUACAAGUGGAACUCCUUCGGCCUACGCUAUGGCAGGCGACGGGCGGCGCCCCGGGACGGCGCCCAGGGACUUGAGACUCCGCACCCGGGACUGCGGGCUUCGGGCACGCGGGGCGGGGCUGGGGGCGGGCCAGUGGGAGGGGACCUGCAGUUUCCGUCUUGA
Rhinolophus ferrumequinum (greater horseshoe bat) is the source of this 438-nucleotide messenger RNA. It is a transcript of the gene KISS1, whose product is annotated as KiSS-1 metastasis suppressor. Gene Ontology annotation, molecular function: kisspeptin receptor binding. Lineage: Eukaryota; Metazoa; Chordata; Mammalia; Chiroptera; Rhinolophidae. Gene Ontology annotation, cellular component: neuron projection. Gene Ontology annotation, biological process: G protein-coupled receptor signaling pathway; positive regulation of cytosolic calcium ion concentration. The record is from RefSeq and is a predicted model, not a curated record. Bases 1 to 438 code for a protein of 145 amino acids. The transcript is spliced from 2 exons.